AUGUUAGAUCAAAACAAAACGGCAGGAUUGCUACUCUUUUUCUUAGGAAUAGCAUCAGGGUUUAUUGGAGUGUUUUUAUUUUUUGAUAAAUUUUUCUUGUGUAUGUCUAAUGUUUUCUUUUUACUGGGGUUGUAUUUUCUAGUUGGGACAACAAAAAUCGUGCGCUUCUUUAUGAACCGGAAAAAAAUUGGAGGAACUGCAAGCUUCCUCUUUGGCUUCUGCCUUAUCAUUUUGAGUAGGACAUUUAUUGGCUUCCUAUUUCAAGGCUAUGGCAUAUACAAGUUAUUUUUUUCCUUCCUGCCCAACAUUGUUAAUUUUGUGAAAUACUCCCCCCUCAGUUUUCUUUUGGAGAUUCCGGGAAUAAAGCAGCUGGCUGACUACAUCAUGAAUAAUAAGCGCCUGCCGAUUUGA
Plasmodium inui San Antonio 1 is the source of this 411-nucleotide messenger RNA. RefSeq lists its product as hypothetical. The record is from RefSeq and is a predicted model, not a curated record. Lineage: Eukaryota; Apicomplexa; Aconoidasida; Haemosporida; Plasmodiidae. The transcript has a single exon. Gene Ontology annotation, biological process: retrograde transport, endosome to Golgi; endoplasmic reticulum to Golgi vesicle-mediated transport. The coding region runs from base 1 to 411 and encodes 136 amino acids.